CUAGUGUUGAUCAGGGCCCAUCUACAACUUAACUCCACGGGCGCUUUAAAACAUUUAAUUUCCAGGCCCAGACAGGACACAUCUCCUUCUGAGAAUUCUUUAUUAUCAUUAACUCACUACCAAACUCCCCUUAACGCAGGAACACACUUUUAGCCCCCAGGUCUCAUUUAAUUAACUCGCCACGCGGUUCUGGGCCGAUCGAUCUAAACCCCGACACGAUUUAGACUAGGCAAGUGCUGAAGAUCGCCAACAACUCCGAUCAGACGACGAUUACUAUCGGUCCAAGCAAUACGAACUUGUGGCACACGCGUUGGCUUUACUAGUAUCUACCAUGGCUUUUCCUCCGAUAGCUAGGGCGACCUUGCAAGCUGCGCUGAUCAAUGCUGGUUCCAAUGUUCUGGCUCAGGCUAUUGGAGCUUACAGGGAUGAGAGACCCUUUGAAUUAGACACUCAAGCCUUAUUUCAGUUCACUACUUGUGCCUUCGUUCUUUCACCCUUGACCUUCCUGUGGCUUGAAGGCCUCGAGGCAAAGCUUCCGGGCUAUGAUGAGAGCUCUGUCCCCAAGCCAAAAGCGGAGAAGAAGGUGGCACAGAAGCCCAGGCUAAAUGUCACCAAUACUGUGGCGAAGAUUGUCAUCGAUCAGAUCAUCGGCGGUGCCUGGAACACGGCAGUCUUUAUCACGACGAUGGGGCUUCUGCGCGGCCAGAGCUGGGACGCCAUUACGCUGCAGAUCCAGAAGGAUUUCUGGCCCAUCCUGAUCGCCGGAUUCAAACUGUGGCCAAUUGUCUCUAUCCUGAACUUCACCGUUGUCCCAACAGACAAACGGCUACUCGUUGGCAGUCUGUUCGGUGUGCUCUGGGCUGUUUAUCUGAGCCUGAUGUCGGGUUGAUGCUGUAUCAUGUCAACUAAGGGGUUUGCUUAAAUUGCCGGGCUGAUUGGUCUAUGUUGGAAGCUAAGUUGGGCGCUGGGGACCUGGGGCCUGCGGGUGGUGUUUCUGUUGGUUUCGCAAAUAUUUUGACAAGAAUUCUCAAGAUUUGCAACUUAUGCUUCCUAGAGCAGUAGCACAUAUAACUUGAG
Molecule: messenger RNA, 1077 nt
Organism: Aspergillus welwitschiae
Lineage: Eukaryota; Fungi; Ascomycota; Eurotiomycetes; Eurotiales; Aspergillaceae
Product: Mpv17/PMP22 family protein
Exons: 4
Coding region: 332-889 (185 amino acids)
Cellular component (GO): cytoplasm; membrane
Source: RefSeq, a predicted model, not a curated record